AUGGCUUCUCCAAUUAUUUCCUUACUAGGAUUUGUGAUCUUCUCAUUCUUUUGUUAUGCACUUGCAUCUGAUCCAGCCUCACUUCAAGAUUUCUGCGUGGCAGAUGCAAAUAGCCAAGUUACAGUAAAUGGGGUUCCUUGCAAGGAUUCCAAGAUGGUCGAAGCCAAUGAUUUCUACUUCAGUGGACUUCACUUAGCAGGAAACACAUCAAACCUAGCUGGUUCAAAGGUAACACCAGUCAAUGUAGCUCAAAUACCGGGUCUCAACACUCUCGGCAUCUCCCUAGCUCGUAUCGACUACGCACCAUCGGGUAUCAACCCACCCCACACGCACCCUCGCUCCUCCGAGAUCCUGACCGUUGUUGAAGGCAGUCUCGAGGUUGGAUUCGUCACAUCUAACCCGGAAAAUCGGCUCGUUACUAAGAUUCUGUACGAAGGAGAUGUUUUUGUGUUUCCUGUUGGUCUCAUCCAUUUUCAAAGAAAUGUGGGAAGUAGUAAUGCAGUUGCUGUUGCUGCUCUAAAUAGCCAAAACCCUGGUGUUAUUACAGUUGCUAAUGCUGUGUUUGGAUCUAAUCCUGAGAUUCCAAGUGAUGUUCUGGUUAAGGCUUUUCAAUUGGACAAGAAUGUUGUUACGUAUCUGCAGUCAAAAUUCUGA
Messenger RNA from Mercurialis annua (annual mercury), 654 nucleotides. RefSeq names its product putative germin-like protein 2-2. The record is from RefSeq and is a predicted model, not a curated record. Gene Ontology annotation, cellular component: cell wall. NCBI's taxonomy places the organism in Eukaryota, Viridiplantae, Streptophyta, Magnoliopsida, Malpighiales, Euphorbiaceae. Gene Ontology annotation, molecular function: manganese ion binding. Bases 1 to 654 code for a protein of 217 amino acids. The transcript has 2 exons.